GGCUGUGCUCUCACUGGGCCUGGAACAGGGCCUUUGCAGUCUUUGCAGUCGCUCAAUCUGGCUGGGCUGGCUUUUCCAGCGCAUCUCACAUGAACUUGCGAUACCCGGGAAACACGGCACUUGACAUAUCUGAUCAGAAACGUCGCGGUUGGGUGCAUCCAGUAUGAGUUCCGCCCCAGCACCGCAUCCCAUCCCGACGGUGACUGUCGUCUCCGGCCCUGGUCCAACGUCCCCUGUAUCUCAAUCCUCGAUAACCAAUCCACUUGCUCAGCUUUCAAGAAAUGCAAGCGUCAUAUCAUCCUCAAGCUCAUCAUCUUCUUCGUCAUCCUUGAUCCUUACUCCUCCAACUCGCCCUCGACCUAUUCGAGCGUUUUCUUCUCAGGCACACACUAGCGUGUCACCUCAGCGUGCGGGCAGCCGCGCACAGAGCCCUCAUUCUCCUGGAACUCCUCUAUUUUCUAGAGCACCUAGCUAUCUGCAACGUCAGCUGGGCAUCGGGGAUGAUGUGCCAGCUGACUUGGCACUUCCUCCUCUAUCCGUUCCAGAUUUAUCAAAGACUCCGACCAUCGGCGCUACUGUGAGAGCCACCACACCCAGGGAGCCCCGCUCAAGGACAAGCAGUGGAACGGCCAUCCGGCGUCUUUAUUCACCCGAAGAUUUCGAAUUCGGUGACGUGCUUGGGGAGGGUUCUUAUUCAACUGUACUUUCGGCCACGUACCGGAGAACAGGACAAAUUUAUGCAGUCAAAGUCCUCGAUAAGCACCAUCUUCAGCGUAACAAUAAGGUAAAAUAUGCAUAUGUAGAGAAGGACAGUCUGGCUAGACUCAGCACUGUCGGCCAUCCUGGUCUUGUGAGACUUCACUGGGCGUUCAGCGAUACCACCAGUCUCUAUUUCGUACUGGAUAAAGUUAGCAAUGGCGAGUUGAAUACUAGGAUCAACAUGUUGGGCUCGCUUUCUACCGAAUGUGCUCGCUAUUACACUGCACAGAUGAUCGAUACCAUCUGUUGGAUGCACGGGCUUGGAGUGCUCCAUCGGGACAUGAAACCUGAGAACUGUCUUCUGGAUGACGACAUGCGGCUCAAGAUCACUGAUUUUGGCACUGCAAAGAUCCUCAAAGAAGACGAUUCUGCCGAGUCUCGCACGUCAUCCUUCGUCGGGUCACCAGGGUACAUUAGUCCUGAACUCUUAUUGUCAUACACGUGUGGAAAGAGCGCGGAUUAUUGGGCUAUUGGGUGCAUACUGUACCAAAUGAUCGCAGGAGUACAACCGUUCAAAGCUCUCACACCGUAUCUAUCAAUGGAGAAGACCAAGGUGGCGGAUUAUUCCUUCCCGUCUGGAUUUGACCCAGUCAGCAUGGACUUGGUUCAAAACUUACUCGUCAUUGAGCCUGCUAAACGACUCGGGGAUGUGGCUCGAGGGGGUGUCCCAGCACUCAAAGCACACGCAUUCUUCGAGAAGACUGAUUGGUCGAACCUUUGGACCUGUUCUGCUCCUCCUCUUGAAGCUGGGCUGGUCAGGAAUGAGCUCAGCACACAAACGUCCAAGAACAGUGGACGCGAACACGGGAUUGGGGCGGCGUGGGAGGCACUCGUGCAGGAUCUCAGCGAGGAUGAAAUGGAUGAUGCGGAGUAUCAACGAAGCCCGCUACAAUUACCAGCCGCUCGCCGCGUUCCAGCCCUUAACCGAAUCGAGCCACCUCGCCCCCACUUCCCUUCUCAUGAUGAGGAUGGUGGUUUAAUACCAUCCGCACCAUCAUCCGUCACCUCAAUGCCUAAGUUCCAACCUGCGAACGGGAGUAUCAAUGGCCAUGUUGAUCCGAGUUCCAUUCUAGCUCGGCUAUCGCUUGCUACGGCUGCUGGCACCAAGAACUCCUCCAGCGAUGACAUUCGUAUGCAAAUGCGGAAUCGACGCCACAUAGAUGAUCCUUCAAGGGGCAACCUCGACCAUCACACCCUCAACCCCUCCUCCGACCUACUCGCCGGAUCUCCUGCUCAUUUUAUCCGUAGCCCUCCUGACGGCGUGAUCGCUCGCGACACACACUUACCUGAGAUACGCCGAGGGAGCUCCCAGAUGCCACAAUUAUCAUCAUCUGCACCAAUAAAGGGUUCCCCCAUGGCGACUUUGGCACGGAGCGCAGGACGACCCAGCAGCUUGGUCGAGAACGGAGUGCUUUCGGCUCUAUCUUCAUCUCCCGCCUCAACCUCCUCUGGAGAGUCUCGGUCUGGUGCUCGGUGGUCAAAGUUCCUUUUCCCAACAGAGCGCGUUAUUUUCACUGCUCCGGUGCUCGUCCGGCGUCGCAGCAUUCUACCUAGUCGUACGAAGCACCGUAUUCUUGUCUUGACUGACUUCCCGCGAAUCAUGUGCCUAAAAUCCGGCGGCAGCGAUAGCAAGGAGAUCUCGGAGAAGGUCAAGAUAAAGACCGAAAUUUUCUUUACUCCCCCACCGCAAUUAUUUAACUCCAGGUCCUGGACAUCAGCCGCUGGGUCAGCUCCUCUGCCUGAUGUGAUGGAAUCAAACAAUGAUGGCGACGAUGAUGAUGAGAACGGGAUACCUAUACCCAAGACUAGGUCGUCAGCCCACACCCAUCAAACCCGUAGCGGGUCUUCUAAACCAGGUUCAGGGCCUUCGUCAUUUCGAUCGCGAACGAUGAGCGCUUCCUCGGCUGCUUCAACCCUAAGGCGAGGACGUAGUCGAUUUCGAAAGAAUUACAAUGUUCUCAAAUCUGUCGAGGUGAAAGGGGAGAAGUCCUUCGUCUUGCAAACUGAGGGAAAAUGUUACACUUAUACUGCUGAAGACUGCGUAGUUGCCCAUCGAUGGGUGCAAGAGAUAAAGAACAUACCGGUUCCAUUGCCUGAAACUUGAAGCGAAAACUGACAUUUUACGUCGUUAUGCACUUUAAUACUCUCAUUGUAUGGGGCGCACGUUUUGUGUUAUUUUCACUUUCUAGGGUCCAAGAUCCCUCUGGUGAAGGUUAGGUCGGAGACACGGGUUUGCUGUCCUUGGGAUUUCUACUUGUGGGACUACUUACUUUAUGUUAACCUCGUACAUUGCAUGUGGGACUGUAUGGACCCUGUAUGCCUAUGUUUAUCGAUCUCAAUUGAGUUUGAUCGUACAGCAAGAGACAAAAU
Cantharellus anzutake is the source of this 3129-nucleotide messenger RNA. RefSeq lists its product as uncharacterized. Bases 164 to 2863 code for a protein of 899 amino acids. Gene Ontology annotation, biological process: peptidyl-serine phosphorylation; intracellular signal transduction. NCBI's taxonomy places the organism in Eukaryota, Fungi, Basidiomycota, Agaricomycetes, Cantharellales, Hydnaceae. Gene Ontology annotation, molecular function: protein serine/threonine kinase activity; ATP binding. The record is from RefSeq and is a predicted model, not a curated record. The transcript has 9 exons.